UGAAGUUUUCAAAAAGGUUUCCGAGAUUUUCUUACGGGUCAGUUCACGACAUCCGCUGCUAACAAAAUGACGCGAAGCAAGCAGCUCCAGAACCAGCAGCAGCACCACCAACACCACCAGCACCACCAGCUGCAGUUGCUGCUGCUGCUGUGCGGCCUGCUGCUGGUGCUGCCCGCCAUUGCGGCCCUGCCGCAGCAACAGUUGCUGCUGGAUACCUCAGCCUCGGAGCAGGCGACAACAGCCACAGCGCCCGCGCUCAGCGAUCCUUCGGAUCUCAGCGCUGGCCUCAACCUCCUGCCCGUGAGCAAUUGGAUUGCUGCGGCCGCCAAUGUGGAGCCGCCCGCACCCGUUCAAUUCAUCCGCAUCGCCAUGAACAGUGGACUGUGAGCCGCCGACAGAGGGCGCCAGCUCACCAUCAAAUACUCAAUUUGUGUUUACAUUUAAUUCAACAUCCUUUUCUUGUUACUUAUAUAUACAUACAUAUGUGUAUAUAUACAUAUUUAUAAAUUUCAUUUUUUUUAAUACCCUGUAAUUAGGUAUAGGCUGUAGAAAGGGUGCAAUAAAAGUGUGCAUAGG
Drosophila mojavensis is the source of this 576-nucleotide messenger RNA. RefSeq lists its product as uncharacterized. The record is from RefSeq and is a predicted model, not a curated record. The transcript has 2 exons. Lineage: Eukaryota; Metazoa; Arthropoda; Insecta; Diptera; Drosophilidae. The coding region runs from base 67 to 387 and encodes 106 amino acids.